This is a messenger RNA of Rhizoctonia solani, 4437 nucleotides long. Its product is annotated as splicing factor 3B subunit 1. Gene Ontology annotation, molecular function: mRNA binding. The record is from RefSeq and is a predicted model, not a curated record. Bases 1 to 4437 code for a protein of 1478 amino acids. Lineage: Eukaryota; Fungi; Basidiomycota; Agaricomycetes; Cantharellales; Ceratobasidiaceae. The transcript is spliced from 14 exons. Gene Ontology annotation, cellular component: catalytic step 2 spliceosome; U12-type spliceosomal complex; U2-type prespliceosome. Gene Ontology annotation, biological process: spliceosomal complex assembly.
AUGGCCGAACCAAGACAGCUCGACUCGUAUACCGCUCCCAAGGAGAUUCUUGACGAAUUUGCGGCGCUUGCGGAUGAGGAAGAACACGAUCCCUCGGACAAGCACAAUCGCUAUCUCACCGACGAGGAGCUUGCCGUCUUGCCACAACUGCUUGCACCUGCCCCGUCGCCCGCGUAUACUGGUUUCCAGAUUCAAGAAGAUUCCGAUGCUGCAGCUGCCGCCGCCGCUGCCGGUCUUGCCCCCGAGCUCCCCACCGAGAUUCCUGGCGUCGGGUCCCUUGCGUUUUUCAAGGCCGAGGACGCCCAGUACUUUAGCAAAAUUCUCAAAGAGGAAGACGAGUCGGAGUUGUCCGUCGACGAACUCAAGGAGCGUAAAAUUAUGCGACUGCUUCUCAAAAUUAAAAACGGAACCCCUUCAGUGCGCAAGACUGCCCUUCGUCAAAUCACUGACAAGGCUCGCGAAUUCGGUGCCGGCCCACUUUUCGACAAGAUCCUGCCUUUGCUCAUGGAGCGUACGUUGGAGGACCAGGAACGCCACUUGCUCGUCAAGGUCAUCGAUCGCGUCCUUUACAAACUUGACGAUCUCGUUCGACCUUAUGUUCACAAGAUUCUCGUCGUUAUUGAGCCUCUGCUCAUUGACGAAGACUACUAUGCCCGUGUCGAAGGUCGUGAGAUCAUCUCCAACUUGUCCAAGGCUGCCGGUUUGGCCCAUAUGAUUUCUACCAUGCGUCCUGAUAUCGACCACGCGGAUGAAUACGUCCGCAAUACCACCGCUCGUGCGUUCUCUGUCGUUGCUUCCGCACUUGGUAUCCCCGCCCUCCUUCCUUUCCUCAAGGCCGUCUGUCGGUCUAAAAAAUCAUGGCAAGCCCGCCACACUGGUAUUCGCAUCGUCCAACAAAUUGCUAUCAUGAUGGGCUGCGCCGUUCUCCCCCACUUGCGCAACCUCGUCGACGCCAUCGCACAUGGUCUCAACGACGAACAACAAAAAGUCCGCACGAUGACCGCCCUCGGUCUCGCCGCCUCGCCGAAGCCGCCGCGCCAUACGGUAUCGAGUCGUUCGACAAUGUACUCAAGCCACUUUGGAUUGGUAUCCGUCAACACCGUGGUAAAGGUCUCGCUGCAUUCCUCAAAGCCAUCGGAUCAUCAUCCCCCUCAUGGACCCCGAAUUCGCGAGCUACUACACCAAGGAAGUCACGGUCAUUCUUAUUCGCGAGUUCCAGAGCUCGGACGAGGAGAUGAAAAGAUCGUGCUCAAGGUCGUCAAGCAGUGCGCUGCGACCGAAGGUGUCACGCCCGGGUACAUCAAAGAAGACAUUCUCCCCGAAUUUUUCAAGGCGUUUUGGGUACGUCGUAUGGCCCUCGACCGCAGGAACUAUCGCCAAGUUGUCGAGACGACCGUCGAGCUGGCUCAAAAGUCCGGCGUGGCGGAGAUUGUCGGUCGGAUCGUGAACGACUUGAAGGACGAGGCCGAGCCGUACCGCAAGAUGGUCAUGGAGACCAUCACCAAAGUCGUCGCGUCCCUCGAACAAACGACCGAGGACCAGGUCAUGCUCGACGGGUUCGGAACGGUCGUUAAUGCGUUUGGAAUUCGUGUCAAGCCGUAUUUGACUCAGAUUGUGUCGACUGUGCUCUGGCGUCUGAACAACAAGAGUGCCAAGGUUGGCGGUCGUGAUCAAGCAUGUGGGGAGGACCAACUGCUGAGCAAGCUCGGAGUAGUCUUGUUCGAGCAACUUGGAGAAGAAUAUCCCGAUACCCUGGGUAGUAUUAUUGCGGCCGAGGGUGCUAUUGCCAACGUUGUAGGAAUGACGCAGAUGCAACCGCCCGUCAAGGAUCUCUUACCGCGCAUGACGCCCAUCUUGCGCAAUCGACACGAGAAAGUACAGGAAGCAUCGAUCAACUUGAUUGGACGUAUCGCUGACGCCACGCUCCUCCAACUAGCUGAUCGUGGCGCCGAGUUUGUUCCAGCGCGCGAGUGGAUGCGUAUUUGUUUCGAGUUGCUCGACUUGUUAAAGGCUCACAAAAAGGGCAUUCGUCGCGCGGCUGUCAACUCGUUUGGGUAUAUCGCCAAGAGUUUAGGUCCACAGGAUGUCUUGUCCGUGUUGUUGACCAAUUUGCGUGUGCAAGAACGUCAGAGUCGUGUGUGUAGUACGGUCGCGAUUGCGAUUGUUGCCGAGACUUGCGGACCGUUCACAUGCAUUCCUGCUAUCUUAAACGAAUACCGCACGGCCGAACUGAAUGUGCGCACUGGUUGUUUGAAAGCUCUCUCCUUCGUGUUCGAAUACGUCGGCCCGCAAUCCGCCUUUUACUGCGACUCGGUCGUGACCAUGCUCGAAGACGCUCUAACCGACCGCGAUUUGGUGCACCGUCAAACAGCGAGCACGAUCGUCAAACAUCUCGCCCUCGGCGUUGCGGGACUAGGGUGCGAAGACUCGAUGCUCCAUCUCAUGAACCUCGUAUGGCCCAACUGCUUCGAGACCUCCCCGCACGUGAUCGGAGCGGUGAUGGAGGCCAUCGAGGCCAUGCGCGUCUCGCUCGGCCCUGGUGUCCUGCUCAACUAUGUCCUACAGGGACUGUUCCAUCCCGCGCGUAAAGUGCGAGAGGUGUACUGGAGGAUAUACAAUGCGUUGUAUUUGGGCGCUGCGGACGCGAUGGUUCCCUACUACCCGGACGUUGGGGAGCUGAGCGACGAGAAGAACACGUACGACCGACAUCCUUUGCAGUGGGGUGGUGUAAUGGAUGUUUGCCAUGUCCCUCUUCCGGAGCCCGAGUUUCCGACUCAAAAGCGGGAGAAAGCCCAGCGCCCCCCGCCGCUGCAGGAAAUGCCCGAAAACAAAGAGCAAGAGGCGUCUGGUGCGACUGAUAACGGACCUGGAUCCAGUUUCCUGAUCGUUCCCGACACAGCACGCUCGACGUUCUUUGCACUGCCAUCGGGAAUGAGCUCCCGGUCUUCGCUGUUCGGCCGCAACUCGACGAGCAGUCAGGACGAGAAAAAGGGCCCUUCGUUCUUCAAGUUUUCCAAUCUCAGCCGCGGAGCGAAAUGGGCUCGUUCGGAUGAGCUUACACGUACUUCGGGGAGUUCGGACGGCAGCCAUGCGUACGUACCCAAGUCCAAACGCUCCGAAUCUGCCUCGAAUCUUCUUGAACUUGUCAAGAAUGACACCAGCGCCCCGCCGAGCAACUCUAAUGUCCGCCAGCGGUCUCGUACGCUCAGCACUAAAAGCCUUCCGGACACUCCUGACCACCAACGCCGCGUGUUCACAGAGCUACCGCCGCUCGCCAUCCCCCCGCCCUCCACCACCCGUGUGAGCCUUGAGACCCCGGCAAAGCCCAAGGCUGUGACCGUCCCUCCAAGGCUGAGCUUGGAUACCCCUAUCCACCGAGUUUCCCCUAUUAGGCUUCCUGACCCCGCCUCGCCUACUUCCCCUGGCCUCGACGAGUCCACCGUCACACUCAACAUGGGUUUGCACAGUCCCUCCCCUACUAUAAUCUCCGCUACAACCAUGUCCACCAUCCAAGAGUCCCUUCUCGGCGACUAUGGUGUCAGCACCAGCUCUUGCGAAUCUGACCAUGAUCAAACCUUCGCGUCUGGAGAAGACGAAUACGGUCAUAAACCCAAUUCAGUCGAACCCACCGAUUCAAAGAAGCAACUCGACGGAUCAGGCCGUGUUCCUCCCAAGCUCACUGUCACUUCGUCGGGCCAAACAUCUCCAUUGGAGCCACCCGGUCGCGAUGAGCCCGUGGACUUGUUGUUCGCAGGUCCUCCAGAGCUUCCGGACGUGAUCCCACCGUUCAAGGAUCCUCUUGAAUCCUACUUUGCUGAUAUACCGAGUAGAUCCUCCAGCCGCAGUAGCCUCCGUUCUUCGGAAGCCAGCACAUCCCGGCUUAGUGUACCAACAACACCCGUGCACAAGUUGGCGGCGAACCCGGUCCAAGAAAUGAGUCCAACAUCCCCGGUGUCGUCCCUUUCGCCUUCGCCAUCUCCUCGGAAACCCCGUCCACGCAAGGUCCCGCCAGCAUUAACAUCGCAACAUAGGUCAUCACCAAGUCGCUCCAACACGUUGACGGUGCCCAUUGACGAACCUCCUCCAACUCCCUCAUCCCCCUCGUUUCUCCUUGGUCUAAGUUGGCCCCGGCCACCUCUACGCCAGAUCUACAUUGACUCUGGCAAACCGAAUGCAUCCUGGCAUGCGGUGUCCCGGACCAUUGACGAGCAGCUCAUUGACGGAACAGGAAUGGUGAACACGGAUCCUUGUCAUGUUAUCAUAAUAGCAAAUGCUGGUGCGGGCAGCGGCAUUGCUGGCAAAUUCAUCCAUUCUGGAAUGAGCGGUGGGAGAAGAAGAAGCGGUACUGUGAUGCGGGAUCAACAACCUCUAACCCCCACUGCGGUAUCCGCCCUGACUUCGUUCGCAAUCCAAACUGCGCCUCUGGUUAGCACAUGA